This is a messenger RNA of Lolium rigidum, 1191 nucleotides long. Its product is annotated as mitotic checkpoint protein BUB3.3. Gene Ontology annotation, biological process: mitotic spindle assembly checkpoint signaling. The record is from RefSeq and is a predicted model, not a curated record. Gene Ontology annotation, molecular function: ubiquitin binding. The transcript is spliced from 9 exons. Lineage: Eukaryota; Viridiplantae; Streptophyta; Magnoliopsida; Poales; Poaceae. Bases 63 to 1031 code for a protein of 322 amino acids. Gene Ontology annotation, cellular component: bub1-bub3 complex; kinetochore; phragmoplast.
ACUACAAAAGACCCAAACCCUCCCUCCAGCGACUCCUCGCUCCUACUUGCCAAGGCCGCUCGAUGGGGAGGCGGGGGCUGGCGUCUGGCGCCGGCGCCGUCUCCAGGGUUCGAUUCGCGCCGUCCUCUAACAACCUCAUGGUUUCCUCCUGGGACUCGGGGCUGCGGCUGUAUGACGCGAACGCCUCCACGCUACGGCUGGAAGCAAAUUCGGAGGCGGCGCUUCUGGAUUGCUGCUUCAAGGAUGAGUUUGUGGCGUUCGCUGGCGCUUCGGAUGGAUCCAUAGUAAGGUAUGAUUUGCAUUCAGGCGCUCAAGAUACAGUGGGCCUGCAUGACGAUGUGGUUGUUAGCACUGAGUUCUCCCAGACGACUGGUCAACUCAUUACUUGUAGCCUUGACAAGAAGUUAUUUUUCUGGGACACGAACGCAAGAAGUGUAAACCCUAACAACACUUUAAUGUUAGAGUCAGUGGUGGGAUCACUUUCAGUCUGUGGCAUGUAUAUAUUAGUUGCAGUUGAGAGAGAUGUUUACUGGUAUGACAUGAGGAAUCUAACAGGACCGAUUAAGGCAAAAGAUUCCCCUUUGAAGCAUCAUAUACGAUGCCUUCAUUCUUCUGAACAGUUGAAGGGUUAUGCGGCUGGCUCUAUGGAUGGAACUGUUGCAUUGAAGUAUUUUGACCAUGGAGUAGACACUGAUAAGGGAUAUACUUUUCGAUGUCAUCCAAGAUCGGGAGAUGGAACAUCCAGUUUGGUUCCCAUAAACAGUAUAGCAGUUCAUCCACUCAAGGAAGCUUUUGUUACUGGAGAUAAUGAAGGAUAUGCCAUUGUCUGGGACGCUCUAUCAAAAAAGAAGCUGCUUGAGUUUCCUAGCUAUUCGGGCAGUGUGGUGUCUAUGGCGUAUAAUUAUAGUGGUCAACUUUUAGCAGUUGCUUCAAACUGUUCUCAUCAAGGAGCAGAAAGAGUGAUAGAGGUGGACGGGCACCAGAUAUAUAUUGAAACAUUGCGGAACUCCGAAGGAAAGCCUCCAUACUAGAAGCGAGUAUCUACCAAUCUUGUACAACUAAUGGAACUAAACAUGCCCCUAGCAUUAGAUUCUAUUCUUUUCCACUAACCUUAUUGAGCUGGAUAGAGUGUUGUAAUUUCUUGUAUGUCUAGGAAUUAUUGUUGUUGUUACAUAGGUUAGGACCAUUUGA